Messenger RNA from Vespa velutina, 5200 nucleotides. Its product is annotated as piggyBac transposable element-derived protein 4-like. Lineage: Eukaryota; Metazoa; Arthropoda; Insecta; Hymenoptera; Vespidae. The record is from RefSeq and is a predicted model, not a curated record. The coding region runs from base 563 to 1303 and encodes 246 amino acids. The transcript has a single exon.
AUAGGUAUACCUCACUCUUACGUAACAUAACAGAUUCGAAUUCAAACUUUUCAUUCUCCCACAUUUAUAUGCUUCUUUAACCGUUGGAGUCCCAGGGGGUAUUGAAAAAACACUGUUGAAGAAUCCCAAACAACGCAACCGUGCUUUCUCUAAAUGAAUACGAGAAGAGCCAGGCGGCACGAUAGCGCUUCUUUUAUUUUAUGUCGAUAAAUCCCAAGCGACGCGAUAGCGCUUCUUUUAUUUUAUGUUGAUAAAUCUUAAGCGGCACGAUAAUGCUUCGUUUAUUUUAUGUCAAUGAAUCCCAAUCGGCGCGAUAGUGCUUGUAUAUUAUGUCUGCACAUAUAAGAUGUGUUAGGUAACGUGAUUCUCAUCUUUUUCACAUUGUUCCGUCACAUUUAUUGUAGUUGGUAAAGUGAUCGGACGUAUUUUUCCAUAAGAGUUUCUUAUUGCUAAUAAUUGUGAUUCAAAAUGAUUAGACGAAGUAACGCAAAAAGUAAGUAAAAAAUUAAUCUAGAUUUAUUGGUUAACUUCUUUAAAUUUGGUGUAUUCCCAAAAAUGUACAAUGAAUCGAAAAAGAAAAUCUAUGGGCAUUAUCACAAAUCCAUGUGAUCAUGUUAUUGACGGUGAUGACAACUACAUUUUUCCUGUAAAGGGUAAAAGACAAUGCAUUUUGAGUACUUCGGAGAAUAGUGAUUGUGAUUUAUCGCAUCAAUAUCCACUGAACAGUCCACGAAACGGUGAAGACGUUUUUACUCAAUGUUAUUCUCUCGAGCAUAACGAAGAAUAUGGUUCACGAUGUAACUUCUCUAGCCAGAGUAAACCCAUCGAAUACUUUGAACUAUUUUUUGAUUCAACACUAUGGUCACUAAUAGUUGAAGAAACCAAUAAAUAUGCAGAUUAUUCAAAGUAUUUACCUAGAGAAUUAGAAUCAUUUGAAACAGAGAUUUGGACACCAGUUACUAUGUUAGAAAUGAAAGCAUUUAUAGCAGUGCUGCUGGAAAUGGGAAUUACAAAAAAACCCAAUAUACGUUUGUAUUGGUCCAAAAAUCCAUGUAACAUACCGUGGCUCCGAAGAAUGUUCUCUCGAAAUAGAUUUCAACAAAUUUUGAAAUAUUUUCAUUUAAUUGAUAACUCUUUAUGUUUUUCACCUAGUCACGAGAAAUACGAUCCCUGUACAAAAUUUAAGCCACUUGUUAAACACGCUAACAGAGUAUUCACAUUACAUUAUAAACCACAUAAAGAAUUAUCAAUUGAUGAGUCGUUAGUUGGGACGCUGUGUUAUUCUAGCAUAACGCAAUACUAGCCAAAUAAAAACUAUCAUCGUCGGGGUAUAAAAUUCUGGAUGCUGUGUGAUUCAGUUUCAAAAUAUUGUUUGACGUUCUUUUGCUAUAAAGAUGCAAAAGAAACAACUACUAGCGAUAGAAAAAAGUUUGGAUUUGGAUAUGAUGUUGUGUUAAAUUUAUUAAAAGAUAGUAAUUGUUUGAAUAAGGGGCAUCACAUUUUUGUCGACAACUUUUUUACUAGCGUUGAAUUAGCUAGAUAUUUAUAUUCUAUGGAUACCUAUUUAACUGGAACUAUUAGAAGAAAUAAAAAAUGUAUUCCCGAUAACUUGAAAGAAGCUAAUAUAAAUGAGGUAAAAUAUUUUCGAAACAAUGAAAUAUUGUUCUGUGCGUAUCGCGAAAAAAAAGUGUACAAAAUCCUAUAUUAUUAAUUUCAACGAAAGCAGAAGAGCAAAAUGUGACAAAAAAAAAUCGACAUGGCAGAGACAUACGUUUGACAAAACCCGCUAUUAUUCAAUCUUACAAUGCCUUCAUGGGUGGUGUCGAUGAAUCGGAUAAAAUGCUGUAUACCUGUCUUAAUGAACGAAGAUCAGUUAAAUAUUGGAAAAAGAUAGCCUUUAACAUAAUCUGCCGGAUGGUUUUAAAUGCAUAUAUAAUCUACAAGGAAAGAGUUAAGAGUAAAGUAAUGAAUCGGUUAGAUUUUAUUUCGAAUAUUAUUUUUGAAAUUGAGUGUGAGUGGAUGAACGAAAAGAAAGCACCUGGUUAUGUAAAGGAAAAAACAUUUGGUUUAGUAAAGUUGCCAUGACGUAACUUACGACAAUGCGUAGUCUGCAGUACCAAAAAUGUAAUAAAAAGAUUACAUUUAAUUUGUAUGCAAUGUAAAAAAGGAAUUCAUUCAAUAUAUUUUGAUAAACACCGAUGUUACAAAUUAUAAGUAUUACUCUCUAUUUAAAUUGUUUGUUCAUAACACAAAAAUAUUUUUAAUUUGUAAUUCGUUAUUUUAUGAAAUACAUUUGUAUUAUUACAUAUGCGUACUGUAAGUUUAUAAAUAUUUCAAGUUUUGUUCGAUAAAAAUUAUUGAGAAGAUAAUAAUGAAAUACAAAAUGUUUUAUUUUGUAAUGUAUUAUUACACUAUUAUUAUAGUAUUUAUAAUAAUAGUGCAAUAAUACUGUUACACAACAAACAAUUUAUGUAUUGCCAAAAAUUAUUCUCAUUAAUAUAAUACUGUCUACAGAUAUAAUGUACUAAUUAAAAAUACUUUAUAAUGCAUUAAACAAAAUUUAUAUAAGAAACACGAAAAUUUGAAAGUCAACAAAAUAUUUAUACACAUUAUUCUACUGCUAAAUCGUCGUAAUAAACGCAUAUAUCGUCGUAAUACCGACCAAAACAUAAAAAAAUACUUUUUGAUAUAGAGAUCAUAAAGGAUAUAGUCUUUUCACGGUGGCAGUAUUUCGUUAAAGUUCAUAAAGAAAGCACGACAAUGAAAAAAAAAAGAAACAUCCGUAUCUGUACGCCAUUACGUUACUUUUCUUCGGAAACGUGAAGAAAGAUAUCGAAAAGAUAGGAAAACUUAAAAUUUAUCUUUUGCAGCAGUGCAGUACAUUGUUUCAAAAUAUAAAAAUAGUAGAACUACUGAAAAUAUAUUACGAUCAGGUCGACCGAAAAUAUUAUCAUUUAAAAAGCAUCGAAGUGUUAUUCGAGAAAUUUUAAAAAUUCCUUUUACAAGUUCUAGAACAUUAUUUUGUGUUCUUCUUAUUCUUCCCAUAUUCUCGCGUAUAAAUCAAUGAUGAAUCCAUCCCUUCGACGAUACAUCGGAUUCAUCCGAUUGCAGACGAAUCUAUCCCUCGAUGAUUCCUCUAUUCUCCUUCGAUGAUCCCUGGAAUAGAAAAGAUAGAAAAAGAGUCGAAGAAAGAAAAGAAAAGGAAGUCGAAAAAAGCGCCGAAAUCGAGCUCGAUUUUUCCGUAUUGAAAGAAAUCCGAGAAUCCGCACUGAAUAAGCCUUCCUAAAGGCUCCCACCCAAGAGCUCUACACAAUGCUGAGAUAACAGACCGCACAAAGGAUCAUACUCAUGGGUUCAAAACUUAUAAAUAAUAAUUAAUAAAAAUAAAUAAGAAUAAAUAGGAAUAACAUCGAACAUAAAUACGAUAGAAAAGUUUUCUUUACGUUUCUCUAAGAAAUUCUAUUCUUAGAAUUCUAAAGAAAUUCUUUAGAAUUCUAUUAUAUUUAAUCAUUUAUCUAUUGAAAUAUUAAUAUAAAAACUUAAUAUAAAAUACGAACAAUAUAAAAUGUACUUUAACGUUUAGAUAAAAUUAGAAAGAAAAGAUUUUCAAAAAGUAUUGAAAUAUGCAGCCAUUCGCUCAGUAAUACUUUUAUCCUAUAAGAUUUAGAUACAGUAAAACCUGGUUUUGUGCGGUCCUUUUUUAUGCGAUUUUAUUUUUGUGCAAUUGGUUUUGUGCGAUUUUAUUUUUGUGCGAUUUUAUUUUUAUGCGAUUUUUUUCGUGCGAUUUAUUUUUAUGCGGUAUAUGAAUCUUAGCGGCGUUAGCACCAGUUUAAUGUUUCUUAUCAAUGUACAUAUACAUGUUGUGGACGAACUCUGAUUACGUGGUAAUAUAUGCAGGGAUCCAGAUUUCUAAAAAAUUGGAAACGCAUUUUCAUAAAAUAGAUACCAAUGCGGAAAGACGCUUAAAAUUCCAAAAAGAGUUGAUGCAUGUCUCGCUAUCGUGACGUUUACAAGUAAUUGACUAGUCGACCAUCGUCACAAAAGCUGAUCACUGACUUUAUGGUACCAAAAAACAAAUCAAUUGAAAUCCUAUCUUCAAGCGACGAAAGCGAUUUUGAACCAAUUCAUCACAAGAAGAUGCGCGUUUUUGAUUACGACGAGUAGCACCAAACUAUUUAAUGUAUAAUUUGAAAACUUCUCCAUGUAUAUAUACAAUGAAGAAUUAAAUAUUUUUACAAUUUCUUCAGGUCUAAUUUAAUUAUUUAAUUUAAUUGAAAGCAUUCUCUCAUAUAUUUCAUAAAUCAUUGAUGUAUUUUCUAAGUCCAACUUUUUUUAUGCGGUCCACCGCAUAAAAAAAAUUUUAGGUAGUAUAUCGUACAAAGUUGUUUAUUAUAUGUAAGAAUUUAUAAAAUUUCCGAAUAUUUUUUGUACGAUUUCUUUUAUGCGGUCCCUAUCCACCGCACAAAAACAGGUUUUACUGUAUAUCGCAAAUAUUAUCGAUCCAGGUCUCAUCACUAUAAGAUUGCUGCAUCUGGAUAUUUACAGGUAGACGAGUAAUCUACUCUAAAAUCCGCGUUCCUGUGGUGAUAUGAGUUUAGCAAGAAUUCAACUCUUAAUUAAAUAACAGUAAAAUAACUUUUUUUUUUUAAUUAUUUUCUUCGGAGUUGGCAAUUUAUGUUUGUCAAAAGAUAAAAUUGAAUUUAUUUUAUAUUGAUCGUGUCUUACGAUUUUUGUUAUGUUGCUAAGAAUGUCUUAUUAUUUAAAUAUUGUUUAGUUAUACUUCAUGUAUCUCGGUCAUUGUUUAAAUAUUAGUAAAAUAAUUUUAUUUUUUAAUUAUUCCCUCUCAAGGAAUUCAUCUUUAUUCAGUGCACUUUUAGUGAUUUCCAUAAUUGCUAUAUCUUAUAUUCGUGACUAUGGCUUUAAACAUAAUAGAAAUAAGAAAUAUAAUACUUAUGAAAGAUAAAAGUAUGAAUUUAAUUUAACUUUAAAAAAAAGAUAAAGUAAAAAAUAUAUGAAAUAUGAUUUUAAUAAUAAAAAUGCAAAAUAUCAAAUAAUCCUAAUCGCGUAUGCGAGCAAAAUAAGAUCUUAGCAGACUUAUUUGUGUACUUAUUUCAGCUUCCUAUGCAUAUUAGUUCAAUACAAUUUUAGUGGUCUCCACAAUUGCCAUCUCUUAUACGUUUCAUAGAUAUAUGACUUUAAU